UUUUGUGAAAUGUUGUGUUUUGCACCUCAGGGCUUGAAUGAGGAAAAUAUGAAAAAAUAAAAUCAGACAACUUAACAAACUUUUUGUGCUGAAAUGCUAAAAAUUCUUGUUUUUUGUUUCAACUCAAAUUAGGUCAGAAAAUGUUCAAUAUUGUUUACCGGAGCUCCACAUGUACACGCGCACACACGCACACACACGCCUCCAGUACCGGGAAGUGAUCAGCGGGUUUUUCGGUUUCGGGCUCCUCCGUUUAGAGUGUGCACGAGCCUCCGUGAUCAAUCAGCACUGAUCGAUUAUUGAUGCCGCCGCUGCGCAGCCGCCCCGCGCGCCUCCAUCAUCACAUCCAUGUUGUCUCACCGGAGGAUGAGUCGGUAGGAGGCUAAGAGCUAGCGGACCGAGCGGCGGCACCGGACGCGUUUCUCAUGUCGGUUCGUGUUCUGACGUCGUUCUGCGGAGCCGUUACCGUCACGAACAGGUCCGGACUGUGGAUGGCUGUCGGUAGGUGCUCCGCCGGGCGGCCCGGUUAGCGGAGCGGGGAGGAUGCAGCAGCUAGCCGCCGUUAGCUCCGCAGCUGUUUAUUUAUAUCGGUGUUAUGUAAGAGCAGCUAGCUCCCGUUAGCUCGUUAGCUCCGUUAGCUCUGUUAGCCUGUCAGGAUGAAUGACGCGCAACAAGAACUGUCUCCGGACUUCGUGCUGAUGCGGCUCGUGUCCGCGGCGGAGUACGACCGGCUGGACGAGCCGGAGGACCUGCUGACCGGCGGCUUCGGGCCCGUGAAGGCCGGGCUGGGGCACCGCGGCGGCGGGUUUGAUGUUGAGACCAGCGGCCCCUCGCCGGGCCUCGGCUCGGCCUCCCCGCACUACAGCUCUCCGCUUCCCGGGAAAGGCGAGCUGGACGGCGGGCUGCUGCUGUCGGAGGCCCCGCCGGGUUCCGAGUCGCGGUCCCCCCCCCCCACAGGAGGACUUCACUGCGGCGGCCCAGCGGUUCGUGGACUUCCCGGUGCCGCACGGUCCCGGCCCAGGGGGGCCUGGGUCCAGGGCCCAGCUGAUGGUGUUUCAGAACUUGCUGCGGUCUGGAGACCGAAUCCUGGAGUGCGGACUGGAGCCAACCCCCCCGGGGGACACACAGAGACAGCAGCUGAACUCAGGACCAGGUCCUGGUCCCGGUAGCACAAUAGCCGGUCCCAGUCCGGGCGGUGGGAAGGACCAGAACCCUCACUGCGCCCCCCCAGAGGAGACCCUGCAGCCACCCCAGUGGCACUCAGUCCUCAGACCCCAGACCCAACAGGGCGUCCCGGCUCUGCACCCUGAGUCCGGGUCAGUCCUGUGCCACCGACACCGGGUCCUCACAGACAGGCUUGCUCAGUGGCCCCCCGCCCUGCUGGACCAGGCCCUGCGUCUGGGGCUGCUGGAGCCCCGCAAGAACCGCCCUGCUGGGGGUGAGGACCCGGUCCUGGCUCUGGCCCGAAGGCUGGGCCAGCUGGGGGAGGGGGGCGGAGGGGAGGACAUGCUGCCCCCCCUCCCCCGGUGCUCUUGCCACAGCGUCUUGGCCUCAGGGACGGGUGGCGAGGACCCAAGUGAGACCAGUGACGCCCUGCUGGUCCUGGAGGGGCUGGGGUCUGAGGAGGUGGGGGGGCUGGGGGACGGAGAGGGGGUGGGCACUGAGAAAGGGGAGAGGGGGAGCGGAGGGGGGACAUGUGGGGGGGCAGGGACUCUGAGCGGUCUGAUGCGGCAGGUCCACAGACUGGCGGAGGAGGCGGGGGUCUGUACGGACCAGAGCUGCCGGACCUCGCUGGCUGUCCUGGGCGCCGCAGUGUCCCCCCCCCCAAUCAGCAGCAGCCCCUCUCCCCCAGUCCACCUGCCGGCCCCCGACGCCCCCACGCAGCACCAGUCCCGGUCCCAGCCGCAGAGCCGGGCCACGACCCCCAAAUUCGGUGUGGCCUCUGGGGGGGCGGGCCGGUCCGCCUCACCCCUGGUGGUCCUGGAAGGGGAGGGAGAGAAGACGCCGCGGGGGAAGUCCAGGAAGGGGGGUUCCCUGAAGGUCCGACUCAGCAAGCUGUUCAGAACCAAGAGCUCCAGCGGCGGGCCGGGGGGGGGUCUGGACAAGCGGCCGUCGCUGAGCUCAUCCACCUCGUCUGGGGGGAGUCUGCUGGACGUGUGGGGGUCCAGCUGCAGCAACACGGAGCCCGACAGCGCCAGGCUGCAGGUGUCCAGACCUCACAGUGCCUUCUCUCCGGUGCCCUUCACUCCUGCUUUCACCGGUGAGACGGUGUCUCUGGUUGAUGUGGAUAUUUCUCGGAGGGGGGGGAACUCUCUUCACCCCCCGACUCCUCCUCCUCCACCCAGACGGAGCCUCAGUCUGCUCGAUGAUUUCGGCGGUCCUCCUCAGCAGCAGGGUCCGUUCCUGGAGCGCAGCGUGGGGGCGUCGAUGCAGUCACUGCCCCCCCGACCGCUGGCCCUGCCCCCCUCCCUCAGCACCAUCCAACACAGCCUGAGCCUCAACGACACCUUCCUGCGAGGGUUACCGAGGCCGAUCCCGUUGCGUCCCGAUGGUCAGCCCCUCCCCCCCCGACUCGCCCCCCGCUGCCCCCUCAGCCGGCCGGACGCCAACAGCUUCGCCACCAGCCUCCGAGAACUGGAAAAGUGUGGGUGGUACUGGGGGCCAAUGAACUGGGAGGAUGCAGAGAUGAAGCUGAAGGGGAAACCAGACGGAUCGUUUCUGGUUCGAGACAGUUCAGACCCGCGAUACAUCCUGAGUCUGAGCUUCAGAUCGCAGGGAGUCACACACCACACACGCAUGGAGCACUACAGAGGAACCUUCAGUCUCUGGUGUCAUCCAAAGUUUGAGGACCGUUGUCACUCUGUGGUGGAGUUCAUAGAGAGAGCCAUCAUGCACUCCAAGAACGGGAAGUUCCUCUACUUCCUGCGCUCCAGAGUCCCCGGUCUGCCCCCCACCCCGGUCCAGCUCCUGUACCCGGUCUCCAGGUUCAGCAGCGUUAAAUCUCUGCAGCAUCUCUGUCGCUUCUGCAUCAGACAGCUGGUCCGGAUCGACCACAUCCAGGAGCUGCCGCUGCCCACACCUCUGAUCGCCUACCUGAGGAAGUUUUAUUACUACGACCCCGAGGAGGAGAUCAGCCCGUCGCUGAAGGAGAGAGCGGCGGAGCCGAGCGGCCAGCCGGGGGUCGAGUCUCAAACGUAGCGCCGGAGCCUCCGAGGAUAACUUAUUUUCUUUCUUUUACUUCUUCUGGACCGUCGACGAGCUCACCGAAGGACGAACGUUCAAACUGGACUCUCAGACUGCAGCCAAUCAGCUCCCUCCGCUCAGUCCUGUAUCCGGGCGGGUUUCAGAUGAUCCACCCUCCUCCGGGGCUCUCCCGAUUGGCUCGCGGGGAGUCGACAAAGGGGGGGAGGGGCAGGGGAUGUGGAGACUCCGCCUCUCUUCUGAUGUCAUCACUGAGCAGCUGGACUUUAAGGAAGCGUUAAAAAAAAAAAAAAAAAAAAAACAGCCUCGGUGUUUGUCGCCUCCAGGAUCCUUUAACCUCCGACGCCGACGGCCGAACGUGAAGAAGCACUUUGGGAUUUAUUCUGACGGAGACUUGAAACGUCCAGAAGUCACGAAAACGCUGGAAACUUUCCUCACAGCAGAGAACAAAGACUGGAACCCAAACAUGUUCCACUGAUCUCAACUCAAACCUUCACUUACUGUCUUUCACAGAGCUUUCAGUCACGUGAGCUGUGAGCAGAGCGGCGUCAUGUGACCAUUAACUGUCCAAUAAAAAACAUGAGUUUGACCUUCAGAGUAAGACGCUGUAAAAACAACAGGCGGAGAUUCUGAGACAGUUGUGAUGUUUUGAGAGAAAGUCAUAAAGAAUGCGGAAGGUGACAUUUACUUUUUUCUUAAAAUAUUACAACUUUAUUUUGAAAUCUAUAACUUCAGUGGCCCAAAUACUCCAUCGUAUCAAACAAACCAAUUCGGCAGCAAAAAAAUAUUCGAUCUCAACUCUUGACACCAAAGUUUAUCUUAUAAAACUGAUGAUAACUCACUGAGGAAGACCAUGCACGCUGACUGAAAGGUCUCACCCAGCUAGCAAAAUCUAAACAGACACUUUUUCACCUGAAAAACUAAAUUUGGAGACACAAUAACAGUCGAACACUUACGAGGAUAUUUGUGGACGAAUCUCGAGCCGCGACGUUUCAUGACGUCACGGCUGGAAAAACGUCUCCCGACGCUUCGUUGACGUUUUGAAGUGAAACUAGUGAUUGUAUCUUCAACAAAAACAAAACAGGUGCAGGUGAACUAAAGGUGACUUACACAAAAAGACUCACCACAAGGUCCAUUUAGUAGCUGUUCUGGAGCUUUCAGCAUCAUAACGUUGGGUAAAAAUGGAUGGAUGAUGGUGAUCGAAAGCUCCCAAACUGAAUGGACCUUUAGGGGAGAUUCUUUUGUGAACGUCUGUUAAUCUAAACUCACAGAACAGUUUUAUUUUAAGUUCUGUACUGAAGCUCUUCAUCACUCUUCAUCACUCUUCAUCACUCUUCAUCACUCUUCAUCACUCUUCAUCACUCUUCACCUGGUUUGUCAGCAGCGCUAACAGAACGUUGCGGUGUAGUGUCAGUGUUUUCUUACUCGGAUCAUCGUCACGUUGAACCUCAAAGACAAGUUUCAAGAAAGUUUCAGUUCGAUGUUGGUGAUCAGAGUUCUGCUGUCCGACCCGACGAGUCUGUCAGAGUUUUGGAGUUUUCUUGUUCUCGGCGGGAUCAGACGCCGCAGGUCUGGAAGAGUUUGAGUCUGAAUUCAGGAAAAACAAGUCAGUGGAGCCUCAAAGAAGAGAGUCAUUCAGUUACUGAAGUGGGAGAAGCAUCAAUAAGCAGCGAUGGGAAAGUUACUUGAAAAUUGUAGUUAAUUACUCAUCAUAAAAGUAAUUACAUUACUGUCAUUACUCAGCCAUCACGCUGCGUCUUUUCUAUUUAACAUGUAGAAACAGAAACAGGCAGGAAACAGUCUGAAGGAUCUACUGAGCGUCCGGCAGCUAGCGUUAGCGUUAGCGUAGCCUCAGUGAGUCACCUGAACUCUGAAUGUAGGCGCACCUGUGGCUAACAUUAGCACGCCAGCUAACAACAUACAUCAUGUGAAUAAGACAUUUGUCCAGAGCGUCUGUCAGCUGAUCGCAGAGACCACACUGAUAUCAACCCUCCGUUAAUCCCGUCAGACAAGUGUAACAGAGUGUUACUGGGAUUAGUAACUGUAAUCUGAUUACUGAGUUUCAAACUGUAAUCCCACCGUUCACUACUGUUACUGGAAAAAGUAAUGAUAUUACUGUAACAUGCUGCAGAGUAACGUGUUGCUGUCCGGCGGUGUUCUUGGUGAUUAGCAUUACAAGUUAGCCAGCGAUAGCGUUAGCUUGUUUU
Thunnus maccoyii (southern bluefin tuna) is the source of this 5405-nucleotide messenger RNA. Its product is annotated as suppressor of cytokine signaling 7-like. The record is from RefSeq and is a predicted model, not a curated record. Gene Ontology annotation, cellular component: phosphatidylinositol 3-kinase complex. Gene Ontology annotation, molecular function: 1-phosphatidylinositol-3-kinase regulator activity. Bases 808 to 3195 code for a protein of 795 amino acids. The transcript is spliced from 10 exons. Lineage: Eukaryota; Metazoa; Chordata; Actinopteri; Scombriformes; Scombridae. Gene Ontology annotation, biological process: phosphatidylinositol phosphate biosynthetic process; intracellular signal transduction.